Messenger RNA from Gymnodraco acuticeps, 500 nucleotides. Its product is annotated as 40S ribosomal protein S17. The record is from RefSeq and is a predicted model, not a curated record. Gene Ontology annotation, biological process: translation. Gene Ontology annotation, molecular function: structural constituent of ribosome. Gene Ontology annotation, cellular component: ribosome. Lineage: Eukaryota; Metazoa; Chordata; Actinopteri; Perciformes; Bathydraconidae. The coding region runs from base 52 to 456 and encodes 134 amino acids. The transcript is spliced from 5 exons.
AUAAACUUCCUGUAUGAACAUCCAGAGCCUCUCUUCCACCGGUCCGUCAACAUGGGGCGAGUCAGGACAAAGACAGUCAAGAAGGCUUCCAGGGUCAUUAUCGAGAAAUACUACACACGCCUGGGCAAUGACUUCCACACAAACAAGAGGGUGUGUGAGGAGAUCGCCAUCAUCCCCAGCAAGCCUCUGCGCAACAAGAUAGCAGGGUAUGUGACUCACCUGAUGAAACGCAUCCAGCGCGGUCCAGUCAGAGGAAUCUCCAUCAAGCUGCAGGAGGAGGAGAGAGAGAGGAGAGACAACUACGUCCCAGAGUUUUCUGCUCUGGACCACGAGCUCAUCGAGGUGGAUCCUGACACAAAGGACAUGCUCAAGAUGCUGGAUUUCGGUGGCCUCUCCAACCUUCAAGUCACUCAGCCAACUAUUGGAAUGAACUUCAAAACUCCACGAGGAAUGUAAUCAUGUUGAAUAAACCUUGUGAUAAAUAGACUUAAUUGUUAAAA